Messenger RNA from Ictidomys tridecemlineatus (thirteen-lined ground squirrel), 3054 nucleotides. RefSeq names its product MLX interacting protein like (gene Mlxipl). Gene Ontology annotation, cellular component: nucleus. The record is from RefSeq and is a predicted model, not a curated record. Lineage: Eukaryota; Metazoa; Chordata; Mammalia; Rodentia; Sciuridae. Gene Ontology annotation, molecular function: protein dimerization activity; DNA-binding transcription factor activity, RNA polymerase II-specific; RNA polymerase II cis-regulatory region sequence-specific DNA binding. Gene Ontology annotation, biological process: regulation of transcription by RNA polymerase II.
UCGCAGCGCGGGCGGUCUGCUCCGCUCGCAGGUCAUCCACAGCGGGCACUUCAUGGUGUCGUCGCCGCACAGCGACUCGCUGACCCGGCGGCGCGACCAAGAGGGGCCAGUCGGGCUUUCCGACUUCGGGCCGCGCAGCAUCGACCCCACACUCACCCGCCUCUUCGAGUGCUUGAGCCUGGCCUACAGCGGCAAGCUGGUGUCUCCCAAGUGGAAGAACUUCAAAGGCCUCAAGUUGCUCUGCCGAGACAAGAUCCGCCUCAACAACGCCAUCUGGAGAGCCUGGUAUAUCCAGUAUGUGGAGCGGAGGAAGAGCCCCGUCUGUGGCUUCGUGACACCCCUGCAGGGGCCAGAGGCUGACGAGCACCGGAAACCGGAGGCUGUCGUCCUGGAAGGGAAUUACUGGAAGCGGCGCAUCGAGGUGGUGAUGCGCGAGUACCACAAGUGGCGCAUCUACUACAAGAAGCGGCUCCGAAAGUCCAGCAGAGAAGGGGAUCUCUUGGCCCCCAAGCAGGCGGAAGGUGGGUGGCCACCGCCAGAGCGAUGGUGCGAGCAACUCUUCUCCAGCGUGGUGCCCGUGCUGCUGGGGGGCCCCGAGGAGGAGACCGGUGGGCGGCAGCUGCUGGACCUGGACUGCUUUUUGUCCGACAUCUCCGAUACACUCUUCACUAUGACACAGCCCAGCCCCUCGCCCCUGCAGCUGCCCCCCGAAGACGCCUACGUCGGCAAUGCUGACAUGAUCCAGCCAGACCUGACGCCUCUGCAGCCCAGCCUGGAUGACUUCAUGGAGAUCUCAGAUUUCUUCACAAACUACAGACCCCCACAGAUACCCACAUCUUCAAACUUCCCAGAACCCCCCAGCUUCAGCCCCAUGGCUGACUCUCUCUUCAGCAGUGGGAUCCUCGGCCCGGAGCCACCCCCAGCCCCCUCCAUCAUGACCCACCUCCCGGGACACAACCGCCUGCAGGCUCGGAACAGCUGCCCUGGCUCCUUGGACCCCAGUGCCUUCCUGAGCUCUGACUUCCUCCAUCCUGAAGACCCCAAGCCCAAGCUCCCACCCCCUCCUGCCCCACCUCCUCUCCUCCAGUACCCUCCCCCUGCCAAGGUGCCAGGCCUGGAGCCCUGCGCCCCGCCCUCCUUCCCGCCCCUGGCUUCGCCCUCUGCCUUGCUGCAGGAGGAUCCCCUCUUCUCUGCCAGGUUUCCCUUCGCUGCAGUUCCCCCUGCCCCAGGAGCAUCCCUACUGCAGGCUCCCACAGCCUUCCCACCCGUGCAGCCUGCCCCAGGCCCUGCCCCUGCGGCCUUCCCCUUAGACCAUCUGCCCUCGGGGUACCCAGAGCCAGCCUUGGGCCCUCACUUCGCAGUGCCUCAGGGUGUGCAGCCCCGAGGCAAGCCCCCCACCCCAUCCUCCAGGGGACGGAAGGCCUGUGGCCCCACCUUGGCCCCUGCCACUGUCAGAAGCAAUAACCCCUGCCUCACACAGCUGCUCAGGAGAGCCAAGCCUGAGCAAGCCCUGGAACCACCGCUGGCACCCAGCGCCCUCCUGCGGGCCCCAGGGUCUCCGCAGGAGACCAUCUCCGAGUUCCCCUGUGCCUUCUUUCCUCCAAACCCGGUCCCUACACCACCCCGACCACCUCCAGCCCCGACCACAUUGGCCCCUCCCAGGCCCCUGAUUGUCCCCAAAGCAGAGCGGCUGUCACCUCCAGCACCUGGCGGCAGCGAACGACGGAGGUCAGGGGAGCUCAACUCCAUACCAGCCCCAGGGGCGCUGAGUGUCAGCGUCUCUCCCCCUCAGCCCAUCCUCUGCCGGGGCCGUCCUGACAAUAACAAGACUGAGAACCGUCGCAUCACGCACAUAUCUGCGGAGCAGAAGCGUCGCUUCAAUAUCAAGUUGGGGUUCGACACCCUGCACGGGCUCGUGGGCACACUGAGUGCCCAGCCCAGCCUCAAGGUGAGCAAAGCAACCACGCUGCAGAAGACAGCCGAGUACAUCCUCAUGCUGCAGCAGGAGAGGGCGGCCAUGCUGGAGGAGGCCCAGCAGCUGCGGGACGAGAUCGAGGAGCUCAACGCCGCCAUCAGCCUGUGCCAGCAGCAGCUGCCCGCCACUGGGGUGCCCAUCACACACCAGCGCUUUGACCAGAUGCGAGACAUGUUCGACGACUACGUCCGGACCCGAACACUGCAGAACUGGAAGUUCUGGGUAUUCAGCGUCCUCAUCCGGCCUCUCUUCGAGUCCUUCAAUGGGAUGGUGUCCACGUCAAGUUUGCACAGCCUCCGCCAGACAUCGCUGGCCUGGCUGGACCAGUAUUGCUCCCUGCCUGCCCUCCGGCCAACUGUCCUGAACUCCCUGCGCCAGCUGAGCGCUUCAACCAGCAUUCUAACUGAUCCCAGCCGUGUGCCCGAGCAAGCCACAAGGGCAGUCACAGAGGGUCCUGUCGGCAGACCACUAUAGUCCUGGCAGAUGACGCUGAGCUCCAGUGACAACUUGCUGGGCACUCUCCUCCUGUCCCAGGCUCUGACUGGCUCCUUCCCUGAGGGUUGAACGGGACCCAGGUCUCCCACCUCCUAGAGGCCAAGAGGAGGCGUGUCCCUGUCCCUGCUGUACCACUGAUGUGAUUCUGGGCCACUCGCAGCCCCAUCUCUGGAUUUCUAUUUCCAUUCAGCAAAAUGGGGAUAGGGAAGGUUCAGCCACCAGAUGACCCCAAGGCAGCUGUGACACUGGGGACCUAAGCUGCCAGCUCAGAGAAGGAGGAGGACAGCCCUCUUUCCCUGUCACUUCUGCCUGCUCCUCGACAGGGGCCACCAGCCUCAGUUCCUGAGCAGGGAGGCAGAUAGGAGGGUCUCCCUCUGCUCCUGCUGCCAAGGUGCAGGGCUGCAGGAGGCUUCCCUUGGGUGAGGCCAGGGGGGGCCUGGUGCCAGGAGAGACCAGGGCGGGGGUAGCCACAGCAGGACAGGCAUCUUGUGUGAGUGUGGCUGUGUGCGUGUGGGUUUUAUAAAUAAUUCUUGAUCAAUAAAAGAAGAAAAUGCCUGCCUGUGGGAUGGCGGCGUGACUGUCAA